Molecule: messenger RNA, 5233 nt
Organism: Exaiptasia diaphana
Lineage: Eukaryota; Metazoa; Cnidaria; Anthozoa; Actiniaria; Aiptasiidae
Product: high affinity cAMP-specific and IBMX-insensitive 3',5'-cyclic phosphodiesterase 8B
Exons: 25
Coding region: 418-3135 (905 amino acids)
Biological process (GO): signal transduction
Molecular function (GO): 3',5'-cyclic-nucleotide phosphodiesterase activity
Source: RefSeq, a predicted model, not a curated record
GUGUAGAGACUUGGCCGGGAUUGGCUAGGCCAUGAAGGCUCUCUCUUGACAUCACCGAAGGUUCGCCGUUCCCAUGAAAACAGUCCAUUCGAUUUUAUACUUACUAUCGAGGUAUUACAUUUAAUUCUGCCGACCAAGACUAUACCCAUCCAAAUAUCAACUCUUUUAGGGUUGAAGAAACUGUUCUCCAUCUAUCAUGGCCAAACAGUGGAUUUCAGGGUGAUUUUGAACCGCUUACAAGCGACCAAUGUGUGGAGCGAAGAAUACUGUGUAUUUGUAGAUGUGCUUUUAGACCCGUCGACCGACGUUCAACGCUUGCAGGGACGUUUUCAUUUUGGUUUGUGUGGUCUUGGAAGUGUUUCACCAUCUAAAAGUACUGCUUUUAUUUCGCGUGAAUGAGCACAUUUCUGAGCCCUAAUGGGCUGUGCUCCUAGCAUUCAUUUCUCUCAACAAGGAAUAGUGUUUCGUGAUAGCUCGAGCCCUACUGCCCCCAGACCAAUAGUGUCUUCACCUAGCGAAAUUGUCGGCCAUAUUCGUUCUAGUUCAGACUCUGGUUCCCAUAUAUCCACGUCUUCGUCUUCUCGCUACCGUGGCACUGGAAAAUACAAACGAAGCUACUAUUCUGGUAGAGGUAGCUCAAUUGAAGCAGAGACACAAACUCAGGAUCUCAGUAAUAUGUCGGAAAAUCUUAAGAGCGACAAAAGACCUGGAAUCAUGUUGGGCCCGAUGAAAUUGUUCCAACCAGUGAUGCAGGUGAUGCUUGUAUUUGCAAAGGAAGAUGCUCAAACAGAAAGUUUUGUUCAGGCAUCUGAAAGAGCAAGCUACAAGUACAGCAUAUGUAAAACAUCCGAGGCUGCAAUGGAGGUGUUUCUGAAUAACCAACCAGAAGUAAUUUUCAUUGAUAUGAGAGAUUCAUCGACAAUAGAUGGUGAAAAAUUAUGCAAGAACAUAAGAGCCACACAACCAAGUGAUAAUUCAACUAUAGUAGCUGUAGUGAAACCAUGUGCAAGACAUACUGACGAACCKUCAUUUCUACCACUGCUCAAGACUGGCUUUGAUAGGAGAUUUGUGGAAAAUACUAAUGUUGGUGCCUGCUUCAAUGAGCUGAAGAUGCUAGAAUAUGGUGAAGUUCGAUCUCAGUUUAAGUUAAGGGCUACGACAUGUCUUAUAAAUGCUAUAGAACAUACUAAUGACGCAGUCGAAAUCACAAGGUUAGAUCCAGACAAAUCUGAUACCCAGGUCCACGUGGAGUAUGUGAACCCAGCAUUUGAAAAGAUGACUGGAUACUUUCGUCCAGAGGUGAUAGGACACACACAAAAUUUGAUGUAUACAAGCGAAGGGAGGGAAUACGAUGCAAUUUACGCAGAACUCAAAAAGGGCAAGACAUGGGAAGGAAAGUGUAUGGGAAAGAGAAGAAAUGGGGAGAAAUACUUACAAAAUGUUCAUAUUGUACCUAUCAUAGGGAGGGGAGGGAAAGUUGAACACCAUGUUACUGUAAAAAGGGAAGUAAAAGAACCCAAUUCACUGCACCAUCAAGUUAACAUGAAUAUGAAUGUCAAUAUGCAUAUGGAAACACCCAGCACAGGGUCUGGACACAGGGAAGCAAUUGAUGCAGCAUUACCCAAUGGAAAUCUUCACCGACGGCCGUCAAUGACGUCAAGAAUAGAAGCACCUAUAACAAAGGUCAUUAACAUGCUAAACGCAGCACAAGAAAAUAGCCCUGUUACAGUCGUACAUGCACUUGACAGAGUUGUAGAAAUAUUACGUAGCGCUGAGCUAUAUUCUCCUGUAUUUGCUGGACAUAAUACAACAGAUGCUGAUGACGUGAUGGCUAACGAUCUUGUUGGUGGACUAAUGAGUAAUGGACGACGGAGAUCUGGUUGUGAGAUACAGCGACCAAGUCAUCCUUUACAUCCAUCAAAGGACAGACCACAUAUAAGUCACCUCCCUGAAAUCCCCCCUGAAGCACUUAACGCUAUGAUAGAUGUCGAUGAUUGGGACUUUGAUAUACUUAAGCUUGAAAAAGCCUCCAAUCACAGGCCACUCUUCUUUUUAGGGAUGAAAAUCCUGAACAAGUUUUGUGUCUGUGAAAAACUCAACAUAAGCGAAGAUGUAAUGAAAAAUUGGUUACAGUUAAUAGAAGCAAACUAUCAUCGUAAAAAUGCAUAUCACAACUCUACCCAUGCAGCCGAUGUCCUACAUGCUACAGCUGUGUUCUUGGCUAAGGAAAGAGUAAAGGCUGUAUUGGAACCACUAGACGAGGUUGCAUCAUUGAUAGCAGCUAUUGUUCAUGARGUGGACCAUCCUGGAUACACUAACUCCUUCCUUUGUAAUGCUGGUAGUGAAUUAGCAAUUCUGUAUAAUGAUAUUGCAGUUCUGGAAAGCCAUCAUGCAGCUCUGGCCUUCAAAUUYACUGCCAGAGAAGAAAAAUCCGACAUAUUUCUUGGUCUUGAUGUAGAUGAUUUCCGUACAGUUCGGCAGUCAAUUAUUGACAUGGUGAUGGCCACUGAGAUGACGAGACAUUUUGAACAUUUGUCCAAGUUUGUUAAUAGUAUAAACAAGAGACGAUCAUCAAGUAUGGAUGAAGUUCACUCUGUGCAUAGUGGGCGUGGCACUCCUGACUCGACAACUUCCUCAACCACAGCCCUUACUACUCCUGAGAACCGUACCCUWAUAAAGAGAAUGUUAAUCAAGUGUGCUGAUAUUGCAAACCCUGCAAGACCAAGAUAUCUCUGUAAGGAGUGGGCAGAAAGAAUAGCAGAGGAAUACUUUUCUCAGACUGAUGAAGAGAAAAGAAGAGGACUUCCAGUAGUUAUGCCUGUUUUUGACAGAGCAACUUGCAAUGUUCCUCGCUCACAGGUUUGGUUCAUAGACUACUUUGUGAGUGAUUUGUAUGAUGCUUGGGAUGCGUUUGCACUAGUGCCAGAAACCAUCAGGCACCUGACAGAUAACUAUGACUAUUGGAAGAAGAAAGCAGAUGAACUUGAUGCAAAGCGUGUGGCUUCCCCAUCAAGCCCGGCAACCUCUGACACCACUGCUGGCAGUUCAACAAAUACUGCACUCAAUGCAGCUUCAACUCUGUCAACAACAUCAGCACAGUCUUCAUCUUCCCUAAUGUCAUUGACUUCAGCAUAAUGUCGUACACUAUUGACUUGUAUUUAAGCAAUAUUCAGGGAGAUGCGAUAUUAUACUAAGAAAAGUUAUUGUACAUAGCUUCCCUUUUGGAGAGACACAAAGAUAUUCUCUAGAACAAUUAAUAUGCUAUAUUCUAUUUAUUUGUUGAGUGAAAAAAGAAGAAAAAGAUUUUUGUUUCCUGAAGCUGACACUAUAUAGAACAAGCAAAAUUAUCUCCUUUAUGAUGAAGUCUUCUAUUUUACUUUGAUUAAGUAUUCCAUUUUAGUUUGAUCAAGUCUUCCUUGAUCCGCUMUCAAUUUUAUCAUGUUGUUCUUAAAACUUUUAAAGGAUUGAAUGAAAUUGGUAGCCAUCUGUUUUGUGCUCAACCUAAACUAUGAAUGCUGCUCCUUUGAAUAGCACUUGCCAAUCAUCAUUGACUGACAUUUGUCAAUCAUUUAUAAAUUACACUUGUUAUUKAUCUGUGAAUGUGUUUGUAAAUUACUUGUAAUUGGCACUUGUCAAUCAAAUUAGAACUAAUCUGUCAAUCACCAUAGAAUUCCUCAUGUAAUGUAUCAUUGAGUGAUUCAUGUCAUUCAAAAAGCUAAUGAUACUCAGUGAGUGGCACUUGUCAGUCAUCUGKAACUGACACCUGUCAAUCAUCUCUGAAUUGCACUUGUCAAUCAUUACAUCAUGGCUUUUGUCAAUCAUUUGUAAUUGAAUUGAUCAUCUCUGACACCUGUCAGUCAAUGUUGUGAUUUCAUUUGUCUGUAGAUACUUUUAUCAUUGAAUAUAUAGAAUUUUAGUCAAGUUUUGCACAGUCAGUGACUAGCCAAGUGUCAUUCAAUUUCUUGAACAURCUGAUUUCAUAGAAAAUUCUCUCCCAAUGCUGUCUUGCGGUGUUCCAUGUGGGAGGUCUUGCAUUCUAUCAUUCAAUCCUGCUGUUUUAUGCCAAUGUUCAGGCUUUUAAAUUGACCAUCUUUUUUCCCUUUUAACCAUAGAAUCUUAUUUCACUGUGAAUUUCUCUAGGCAUUUUGGUAAUUUAGCAAUAUUAAGUGAUUUUAUCCAUGAGACCAGUUACUAUAUAUAAUUAUGUAUAUGAAGAUAAUACAAAAAUUGUAGAAUAACAUAGUAGUUUUGGAAAAUUUACCAUAUAUGUAUGAUUUGCUAAUUAUAAUUAUUAUUGGUCUUAUUGAAAUGAUAAGAGACCUUACUAGAUAUUAUGGGAUGACUGUGUACAUGUUAUGUAUAUCAUGAGCUAACAUUUUUUCUAUGCAUAGAUGCUCUGCCAAGACUGUAAAUUCAUGUAAGCACAUUUAGUGUUUUUAGUUUUGUAGUUAGUCUUUCUACUUUGUACAUCAUCAGCUUAGAUUAAGCCCCCCUCCCUCCCCCCUUCAGAUCACUGAUUUGAUCARAUGUUGGUCAUAGAAAUGGCUGGUGUUGUCUUCACAUGGAGUCACAACUACCUUCCAUGAGUGCAAGCCAUUCURGAGGGGGCAUAUUUAUGUUAUAUUUAGGGGGAAGACGGGCUCUAAUAAUAAAUUACUAAUUACCAAAAUAAUUAUCAGAUUGUAAGAAAAACAUAAUCAUUCUUAUUUAAUAUUUCAACUCAUUUUAUGCGCAAAACACCUCUCUUCUACCCCCUAAGGAAACCACGUCAUUCCCUAUUUUGAUCAUUGCUACAACAGUACCAUAUUUGGUAGAUGUUUCAAAUGUGUACAGACAUAUACAACUUUCAAAUAUGGUGGUCACAGUUACCGAUGGUAAUGACUAACGAAGAAACAUAGAAACAAGGCUUCCAAGGCCGAACAUCAAAUGCUGACAAACUUGUGGUAGUGGCAAAGUUUGAGAGGUGUAUUGCAUGUCAUAGUCUGUCAAGGUAUCUGAGCAAGAUGUCAUGUUSUAUAAUGGACAUCGUGUUUAAAGCUGGCCUUUGAGACCUUGUUUUGUGCUUCAURCAUAGUACUGCAGUCAGUGACUGUGARGUAWGAGCGCCAUUUUUUAAAGUCGUCAAUAACUAUCAGUGUUUUGAUGCUAUUAAUAAUUAUUCAUUUGAGAAGUUUAGCUUAGGCUUGUUGCUAUUGGUAAUAUGUCAAUCUGAAGUAAAAAGCAUCAACUAAAA